UCCCCUAAUGACAUGGCCAACCAGCUGUCUGAGGUGCUUCACCUUAAAUUUGAAAGAGCACAUCUGGCUUACCUUCUCAGUGUGCAGAAUGUCAGGGAUGCUGAAGCAGGGCUGUAUGGUCAGAAAACCAUCACUGGGGCACUGAGGAAGGAUGACACACCUGCACCGUUUGGGGAUUACGGAGACACUGAUGGGUGGAAUGGGGUGUCUGUCUCUGCACACUAUUUAAUAGAGUGCCUCCUUCAUGAAUAUCAGCGGCAGGAAGCAGCUCUCACUCAGCUCCUAUAAGGCACUUUUGGACAGGUGUUCAGGUCAGAUCACACACGCAAAGUUGCUAGAAAAGUGACCCUCUUAUCUGGCACGAUGUCAUCCUAUGCUGUGAUGAAUGAGAACUGGAUGAUUCUGUCCCGGGUGAUGCUGCAGAGUGAAAGUGAGCAGUCAUCGGAGUCAAUGUACUGUGGGCUAUCAAAUCGCUACAGUGCUGCUGGUAUUCCCAAGGCCAAGUACCAGUGGGUGGACAGGGACUGCUGUGCCGCUUUCAGAGUGAUGGACCCAGGACCUUAUGAGCACCAGCAGUGGGAAGCCUGGAGGACCACAGAAGCUACUGUGGCAGAGGUUACAUCAGGAAACCUCAAGAAUUUACAUGCCGCUUGCAGGAAGUUCAACGAGGACAUGGUUGUUAAACUGGACUUGUUUCACUGUAUGCGGCGGUUCACCAGGGAGUGUGUUUCGGAGCACCAUCCUCUGUAUGGCUUUUUCUGCCAGUUCAUCUCUUCUGCCUUCUCUGUAGUUGAUCAGGGUGACCUGGAGAAACUGAAGAACGCAUACAGAUUAUGUGGUAUCGAGCCUGCUAAUCCCACCAAGCUGCACAUCAGAGAGCAUUGUAGGACAAAAGUGCCACAUCCCAGAGAGCUGGUUCAAAGGGUGGAAGAAGUGUUACACCAUUUCUAUCUGGCAAAGGAUCCCAACAACAUCUUCCUUUUCAAACCCUCAAUGUUAAAAUUAUGGUGGAUUCAGCGUAUCCACAUCCUUAGAGGCUGCCUGAGUGAUCCUGAGGUGGAGGAAGGAAUCCUCUACAGAUAUGGUGGGACCCUACAGCUGAAUCAUGUCAAGGGUGAUGGAGCUGCUGUGCCCAUUUGGAUCCCUGUGAGAGGCACUUCACAGCAGGAGGGGUUUCAUUUCCACCAGGCUCAGUGGGUAACUGGCAAUCGUGUCUCUACUGAGUUGUUCCAGGCACAGGGUAUGACUGGUGUGGCACGCUGGAAUUAUCAGUGGCUGGUGGACCUGAAGCAGCCUGGGGUUGUCUUACCUGGAGUGUUUGACCCUGUUUUGAUGAUAGAGUUAAACAGGGCAUCUAUAAAAGUGACAGGGCAACCCAAAUAUCCAGCCUUGCACAUCUCCAGCAGGGACACAGGAGAGAGGUUUGGCCUGCAAUAUGUGGAGCCAGGUUGUUGACCUGUGCCUCUUGACUUUGACAAGCACAAAAGCAGGAAGACAGACCUAGGAGAUGUGGAGAUGCAAGAGGAGUCUUCAUCUGGCGUUCCGUUCUCAUUCCCAUCUCAGGAAUGCUUAAAGGAUACCUCUUCUGCUGAGACCCCUCUUGCUGCAGAACCAGAGGCUACCUCACAGGCUGUCAUUUUUCACCAGUUUCCUACACCAAGUGCUGUGACAGUGAAGGAACAAACAUCAGAGGAGUGUCUUUUAGUUGGAGAACUCCCAAGCACAUCACCACUGCCUGUAGCUGCUUCUCCCUGUUCUGCUCGCACUGGACCUAUUAAGACCGGUGGCCGAGUUUUUGUGUUAAACCAUAAUAGAUGGACGGAUCCAAUGAGAAAUAUCAUUGAUGGUCUGCUGGCCAAGCAUCAUGGGAGCAAGGAUCUCCUUACAAAGGUUGAUGCUGAAUAUGCUGCUAUGGUACAGAGUGCCUGUACUGACCCCAACAGCCUUCUGCAUUCCACCACAAAGCAGCACAUAAGCAGUUACAUAAAACACCUUGCUAAAAAAAAGAACACUAAUGCUUCUCUCAACACCAGCCCAGAAAAUCUCUUGGAGACACAGCAGUUAUGGCAGCGUCUUCACUCAGGCAGUGAAACAAUCAGUGUCCCAGUGACAGUACUGGCACCUGCCCCAGUCAAUCCACCUGCAAAGGCUGUUCCUGAGGCUGUCCCUCUGGACCAGACAGCAUUCGAGAAGAUGGUGAAGGACAUCAUAGAGAAGCAGCAGGCAGUUCAGCAGCAACAACAAUUGCAGGUGCUGCAAAAAAAGCAAACCAGAUCCUGUUUAGCCUGUGGCCAGCCUAAGUCUCGAUACAUGGGUGAUGGCUCCUCAAUACAUUUCUUCUAUCAAGGUAGUGAUGUUAAAUACUUCUACUGCUCCAAGAAAGUAUUUGACACACAAGCCCCUUUCACACUGCACGUCGGACCCGCAAUAUUCCCGUAACAUUGCCUGGUCCCCUUCUGUGUGAAAGCAACCACGUCCCGGAAUUGAUUGCCGAAUUGAACCCGGGUCGGGGACCUAGUAACAUUGCGGUAAUCGAUCCGGAACGAGCGCUGUGUGAACAAAAGCCAGAUCUAAUUCCGUAUCGAAGUGAUGACGCGCGUUAUCGCGCGACUCUUUUACCGGCUGUUUUGAAGGAAGAUCAACAUUCGCGACGAAAACAUAUGUGCAAACUGUAAUGAAGCAGAGAUCAGUUAGUUCCUCAUUUUCUGCGCUGACGCCGAGAUCGUUUGCUUGCUUCAGUUAAAGUAUAACGUGCCAAGCGUUGUCGACUCGUACAUUACACGUCACGCGCUGAUGUCACGUGUCGUUACGGGAUCUUCUAGGGUUGUGUGUGAAAGCACGCACAUAUACCGGGUCAUCACUGGCAGUGUGAAAGUGCCAAAUCUAGCGACCAGGGAACAAUUACAGGAACACUUUACCCCUGUAUUUGACGGAAUGGCAGUGUGAAAGGGGCUAUAUUCAGCAGAGGGCCUGACCAACCCCAGAAUGCCUUUUGAAGAUUUUGCAGAGACUCCUUUUUUUCAGCGGGAACUGGAGGCCUCUAAGCAGAGAGGGACAGAAAGGAAGAGGGUCACUGAUGAGAGAAGCAAGCGAAAGUCAGCAGUGGAGCAUCCUACUGGUCGUCUGUGCAGAUUCUGCCACCUGCCACUGAAACAAGGACUCAACAGUCCUCAUAUUCACACUAGUUUACCUGGAGUGGCAGGCAAAUACAUUUACUGUCCUGCUAGUGUUUUCUCUUUAUCAGGCUCAGGGAAUGAGAGCAGAAAUGCCAUGGAGAGACUUUCAGCAGUCUCCAUUCUAUGAGACUGAGAAGCAGAGGUGGAUAAACGAAAAAAAAAAAAAAUGACUUCACUGUGCUACAAAACAAUAUUUGAGAUCUGGGCAUGUCAUUUGCCAAAGACAUUCUUGCACAAGGUUAUGUAAAUAACCUUUUACAUUUUUUUUAAAUAAAUUAUUUCAUUUAUUUCCAUUUGUUCAUUAAAGCACAGAAAGGAUUCUUUUAUUCUAUUGCAUUGUAUUUUA
Molecule: messenger RNA, 3522 nt
Organism: Carassius gibelio (silver crucian carp)
Lineage: Eukaryota; Metazoa; Chordata; Actinopteri; Cypriniformes; Cyprinidae
Exons: 4
Coding region: 364-1455 (363 amino acids)
Source: RefSeq, a predicted model, not a curated record